Messenger RNA from Amoebophrya sp. A120, 824 nucleotides. Lineage: Eukaryota; Dinophyceae; Syndiniales; Amoebophryaceae. The record is from the annotation of a GenBank genome assembly.
AUGUUGCGGCGACUGGGAAGAUACCAAAUCACCUCGUGCGCGCUAAGUCGCAAGCACGAUCGUAGAGACUCACGCGAGGGUCGUGAGUUCGUUCGUUCCAGUUCGCACCUGGGACAGCUUCAGAAGGUGCUACCGCGCGACCAAGAGUUGGUCGCUUCGCUGUUGACGCGAAGAUACGUCUCCGUUCGCGUGAAAAGGUUCGCGCUUUGGGAUUCUUCGUUCGUAGCGCGACCGCAGGAUCUGAGUGCCCGACCCGCUUUGUGGUCGGUGUCCACGUGCUUACUGAGUUUAGACAGAUGCACGAACUUAGCCUAUCGAUCGAACUUUUAAAAUUAAGUAGAUAUUGAAUUACUACAAAAACGACCGAGCGCAAUAAAAUCCUGUUCCGCGAGAACCACCGGAGGAGCGUGGGCGCUUGUGAUGAAAAAAUCAAAAGUCACACACCUUCUACAUCGGCAGCAGCAAAUAUGUCUGGGUCUGGAAGGAUGCAAGGUUUGUCAUGCUCGUCUGGCAUGACUGAAGAGCUUGUGAUGCGCGUUCAAGAAGAGACCCUUUUGCUUGUCAUGCAAAAACGCAGUCUGUCGUGCGGAAACCGCAACACUUAGUCACGAAAAUAUUUCUUAUGCUUGGCUGUGCAUUACAGAGCAUUCUCUAUUUCCAACUCAGCAUUACAAGUCUCCAGACCCAGACACAUUUGCAUUUGAUACAGCAGCCUCAAGUACGACAUUCUAGAGAAGUUCAACAAGUCGUCCGAGGUGAUGCGGCUGCCCUAUCGUGUGGUGGAUCGUGAUCACCGGUUCAUUCGUGUGGCGCGAGGAGGGGAC